CACGUCUGUAAACACGCCGGGGGCCUGUCAUGGGGCGGGUAAAGGAGGCGGUGGCCGAGCGGGGAGGCGCCUGGGGCAGCCUCCUGGGUCUGCUCUGCCAUUCCUGAACUGGUCCGGGUCCCCGUGACCGUGGCUUCAGGGAAGCGAACUGUUAGGCGAAGGAGGAGGCAGUCAGAGCCAUAUCCCCUUCAUCCCCGGGGCGGGGGCCGGGCCUGGCCGGCUAAGGCGGGGGAGGGCCGGGAGGGCGCCGGGCCGGGCCGGCCUGACUGCCGAGAUGGAUGACAGCAAGGUGGUGGGAGGCAAAGCAAAGAAGCCUGGGAAACGAGGUCGGAAGCCAGCCAAAAUCGACCUGAAGGCGAAGCUGGAGCGGAGCCGGCAGAGUGCCAGAGAGUGCCGGGCCAGGAAGAAGCUGAGAUACCAGUACCUGGAGGAGCUGGUGUCCAGUCGGGAGAGAGCUAUCUGUGCACUCCGGGAGGAACUGGAAAUGUACAAGCAAUGGUGCAUGGCAAUGGACCAAGGAAAAAUCCCUUCUGAAAUAAGGGCCCUUCUCACUGGAGAGGAGCAGAACAAGUCUCAGCAGAACUCAAGCAGGCAUCCCAAAGCUGGGAAGACAGAUGCUAACACCAAUUUGUUGCUGGGGAAUUGAACCCGUGGCUCAGAAAUGCUAGGGUGAAGAGCAUCCAAAAUGCAGUCAGUGAUCAAAGCCAACGGUCUCUAGUGUCUAUGGAGGACAAAUGGGCAGGACUUUGCUUCUUGGCUCCAUGUACUGCUUACUGCUCAGUAGGCAUCUGUGUAAAUCUUAAGUUUCUACCAAAAUGUGUGAUCUUACAUCACGAAGGCCUUUGCUUUAAUUUUCAACACUUAGAUUUGCCAACAUUCAGACCUGCUCUGUAUUGCUCUCCAUGCUGGUCAACAAGUUACGAUGCCUGAAACCACAGAAAUGGAGGAGAGAGGAUGAAAAGCGCAUAUUUGCACCUUAGCCGUAUGGCUCUUUUGGUUAAUUUAUAUUUUCCCUAUGUAAUUCAUGUGUUUGUAUGUGUGCUUACUUGUCACUUCUCUUUGUGUCUUUAAUCGCCCUAUGAAAAGAAACCAAAUAGGCUGUUUGUUUCCUGUGGGUCUCAGCCUUUACGGACCCAAUGUUACUCCUUUAUAUUUACUUGAGUGAUGUUCGAUUGUCUGUGAGCCAUUCCAGCAUAAGCUGUGAGUAUCCAUUAGCAGAUAUAUACAGUUCUAUUUUUAUAAUCCACAGUGAUAUAUGCCUGUUUUAAAGAAUGUAUGUAAGAAGCCCACCAAGAAAGCCCGCAGACAGCCCCUUUCUGCUGUUUCCGCAGACUGUGUUUAUGAAAGCUGGCUAGGGCCAGCUCCGUGCUUGGAGAAGAACUAGCCAUGUUUUCUUUGCAGGUGAAAGUAACUUUUCAGUAGCAUUCGUUAUCGUAACCUGCAGUGUGCGUGUGCACUUGUGUUUCUGCUGUAUGUCUCCAUGUACAUGGGGUAGACAGAAGUGAAUGUUCAUACAUGUUUGCUUGUGUACUCAACUAAGACAUGGUUUUGUUUUUUUUUUUUUAUUGAAGAACGCGGAAUGAAACUAGCUGCUGAGACUGAGUAUCUGCCUUCCUGUGUAGAGCACAAGCCACACUGCUGG
Messenger RNA from Microtus ochrogaster (prairie vole), 1642 nucleotides. RefSeq names its product cAMP responsive element binding protein like 2 (gene Crebl2). Lineage: Eukaryota; Metazoa; Chordata; Mammalia; Rodentia; Cricetidae. Gene Ontology annotation, cellular component: nucleus. Gene Ontology annotation, biological process: regulation of DNA-templated transcription. Gene Ontology annotation, molecular function: DNA-binding transcription factor activity. The record is from RefSeq and is a predicted model, not a curated record.